Aegilops tauschii subsp. strangulata is the source of this 782-nucleotide messenger RNA. RefSeq names its product protein FATTY ACID EXPORT 4, chloroplastic. Gene Ontology annotation, cellular component: chloroplast inner membrane. The record is from RefSeq and is a predicted model, not a curated record. Gene Ontology annotation, molecular function: fatty acid transmembrane transporter activity. Gene Ontology annotation, biological process: fatty acid transport. NCBI's taxonomy places the organism in Eukaryota, Viridiplantae, Streptophyta, Magnoliopsida, Poales, Poaceae.
CUCCCGGAUAGUGGUAGCGGAAAGCGAUAGAACCCCCCACGGCCUCACACGUCACCGCAUCCCAGUCCCCCGAGUCCGUCGACAGCGACUGCCCCGUCGCCGGAGAAAAUGACGUCGACCCUGGUCGCCGCCACCUCCCGCCCUCUCCACCUUCCCGCCUCCCUCCGUUCCCUCUCCUCGCCGCCUCCUGUGGCCCGCCCUGGCGGCGGCGGCCGCCGCCGCCGCGCGGUCCUGCGCUGCGCCUCGGUGUCCGAGAUCGCGCCCGCCGUGUCCGCCGCCUACGGCGCCCUCCUCGUGGGCGGCGGCGCGUUCGCAUAUGCGCGGUCGGGGAGUAAAGGCUCCAUCCUUGGAGGGGCCUCCGGAUCUGCGCUCAUGGGCCUCACAUAUUAUCUGAUGCAGUUUUCGGAGACGAAGGCACUAGGUGAUGCUGUUGGAUUUGGGUCUGCCUUUCUGUUUGCCUCAGUGUUUGGUAUCAGGUUGUACAAUACCCGGAAACUGGUGCCAUCCGGCCUUCUUUUAGCUCUCUCUCUAGGUGCCCUGGGAGUCUUUUACGCUGCUUACUUGCAAGACAAGGUGUGAGCUAAUCGCUUCACCAUCUCUUGUUUUCUGUACUACUAACUGAAGAAGCUUCCUUCAAGGUUCCCUCUCAUAAAUGGAAAAAAUUUGGGGCCGAGCACCGACGGUCGGUGUUCCUCCCAACGUUGUAGUCUCAACAAACAGCAUUUAGUGCCCCUCUGUUUGUUGCCAAUGAUAAGCUGUGGCCAAGCUUUCAUUCGCCGAUA